Messenger RNA from Thecamonas trahens ATCC 50062, 554 nucleotides. RefSeq lists its product as uncharacterized. Lineage: Eukaryota; Apusomonadida; Apusomonadidae. Gene Ontology annotation, molecular function: dynein intermediate chain binding. Gene Ontology annotation, biological process: microtubule-based movement. The record is from RefSeq and is a predicted model, not a curated record. Gene Ontology annotation, cellular component: cytoplasmic dynein complex; cytoplasm. The coding region runs from base 1 to 408 and encodes 135 amino acids. The transcript has a single exon.
AUGAACACGUCGUCGCCGUCGUUGGGACCUGGAGCGGCAGGCGGAGGCGAGGAGGGCGCAGAGAACACGUACGACAUCCUCCCGCGGCACAAGUUCAAGCAGCGGGUGGCCAAGGCCAUCAUCGCCGAGGUUCUGGACGAGAUGCUCAAGGGCGAGGCGUACCACCCGGAGCAAUCGUCGCGGCUGGCCCGCGAGGUGUCGGACGAGAUCAAGCACAGGCUCAAGGGCCUCGACCUGCCGCGGUAUAAGUUUGCUGUCCAGGUCGUCAUCGGCCAGCAGCACGGCCAGGGCGUCCGCAUGGCCGGCCGCUGCCUCUGGGACGCAGACACCGACAACUCGGCCCAGGAGGUCUACGUCAACGAGUCGCUCUUUUGUGUCGCAGCUGCCUUUGCUGUCUACCUCUACUGAUGCGGCUAUCCGGUGGCUGUACCGCUUUACUUGGUCCGGCCUACGCUGGUUGUCGCCACACCUGCGCCCGUCCAGUGCGCCGGCCUCCCGUCUAGUCCUACCUGCCUUCAGCCUCUGUGAUCGCUGAGCCCGGCCUCAGAUCGGAC